AUGGCCAGUGCACCGCUGCUACAAGGCACGGAUGAUCCCAAGCGGAUCACCGUGGCCAUGGGUUCGGGCGAACGUGUCUUCAAGCUGGAUGGCCAGGAAGUGGUACUGCUGGGUGGGAACUACGUGAUCAAGGCCCAGCCCUACUUCCCCCCCAAGGAGAUCGUCGCGGCCAACGCCUUAGAGAUGGCGGAAGGCGUGAAGGCCAUGCUCUACAAGCCGCCCCCCGCAAAGGAUGGCACUGCGCGGGUGGUAAAGCCCUGCGUGCGCUUGGGAUGUAUGUGGGAAGGAUCCAUGCCGGACAGGGCCGGGCCCAUCGACCCCACCUGGGCGGCGAACUUGGAAUCAACCAUCAAGGCCUUCGCGGAACAGGGGGUCUACGUCUUUUUGGAGGUGCGCAAUGAUGCCUUCACAACCACCAACGGCGGAGAAGGCCUUCCAUGGUGGACCGGGGCCUACAUGCAGGACCAGGUGGACAGCAGCUCUGCCAGUGGCCAUUGCUGCUGUUGCACCACUCCUUCGUACAUCACCAACCCUGAUCAUCCCCUGAGCCUGGUGUGCCCCUCCUGGCUGGCCUGUUGUUGCUGCAUCCAACCUGUGCGCACCAAAGGGGACAACCCCUGGGCAGAUUUUGCAGUGGGCACCAACCAGGGCAACCCUGCCUCCAUGAAUGUGGGCAACCUGAGCAUGCGGCUCAAUAACAACGAUGCUGCCUGGGGCCUUGGUACUUUGAUAUGGGUCACGCAGGUGCACAACCACGCCCCGCGCUUCUACCAAUCUCACAAAAAAGAAGGGGACCGACAGAAUCUGUUCGAACCCUUCGUGGAACACAUCAAGUUCCUCUGCAGCAAGUGGGAACAGCACUGGAACUGCGUGGGGGUGGAGGUCUUGAACGAGCCAGUACUGGCUGGUUUGCCCCACCUAUAUCGCUUCAUGAGUUGCCGUCGCGACCUCUAUGAUUUCUACGGGGCCUUGUUGGAAGAGCUCGACAAGUGCGCGAUCCGAACGCCCUUGGUGUUGGAGGAUGGCUUUGGGUCGCUGGGUAGUGGGUCCAACUACAUGAGAUUCCUGUCACUGGUGCCUAUCACCAGCUUUGCUAAACAGAAAUUGCAGCAGUGGGGCGAGAAGAAUCAGCUGGUCAUGAGCAUCCAUUACUAUCCUAGCGAUGGAAAACUGUCGCACCUCAAGAAGGUGACUGCCCCAGAGUAUGUGGACAUGGCGAGGAAGCAAUCGGGCGAACUCAUGGCCAAUUCGCCCAUCUGGCUCUCAGAAUUAUGCUAUUUGACGGCCCAGGAGACCGCAAACAACUUGGCCCUGUGGGCCAACGCGGGCUGCGCAGCCGUUACCUACUGGCAGUAUGCUGACACUGAGUACACCCAGAGCUUUGGGUGGUACAAGUAUCCACCUGAGGUGAAGCAGCACGGAGAUCCGGUCGACUUUGUGGGCAUCGUGAACGAGAAGGCCUGGGCAGCGUUCAAGCCCACAGUGAAGGAUGGCACCUACUGGGGGGGGCAAAUCUGUGGCUCUGCUGGUGGCCAGACAAACGUCCUCUCCAAGGUGAAGUGA
Effrenium voratum is the source of this 1563-nucleotide messenger RNA. NCBI's taxonomy places the organism in Eukaryota, Dinophyceae, Suessiales, Symbiodiniaceae. The record is from the annotation of a GenBank genome assembly.